Molecule: messenger RNA, 2881 nt
Organism: Daucus carota subsp. sativus
Lineage: Eukaryota; Viridiplantae; Streptophyta; Magnoliopsida; Apiales; Apiaceae
Product: potassium channel AKT2/3
Exons: 11
Coding region: 217-2775 (852 amino acids)
Biological process (GO): potassium ion transport; transmembrane transport
Cellular component (GO): membrane
Molecular function (GO): voltage-gated potassium channel activity; protein binding
Source: RefSeq, a predicted model, not a curated record
AUCACACAACCAAUCAAUCAACUUCAUUAGUGUGAAUCUUUCAUAUGGCCUAUUCUCUCCACACCACAUCAACUUUCAUCUUCUAACAUUUCAUGUUCCUGAACCAAUACCACCACCACCCAUUCUUUCUCAUUUAUACUUCUCACCCCUUCAAUUAUUGCAUCAAACCAAAUUUUUAGUACUCACUUUUUUCUCUAAAUUUUCCUGAAAUUUUUGAUGGGAAUGAGACAAGAUUCAUCGCAUACGAGGCGGCCGGGGAGACAGGCGUCCCAUGAAGAGGAGGAGCUGGAAGAAGAGUAUGGUACCAACUUGGAAGACUUGAACCUGUCAAACCUGUCCAAACUUGUUCUUCCACCAUUAGGUGCUUCAAGCUAUAGUAAUAAAAACACUCACAGCUCGGCCGAGCUUCGGCACAACCUCAAGCGUAGGAAGAUCAUUUCUCCUAUGGCCACAAAAUACAGGUAUUGGGAGACAUGGAUGGUGCUAUUGGUAUUCUACUCAGCAUGGGUGUAUCCGUUUGAGGUAUCAUUUCUGAAAUCAUCACCGAUCAUCGGAAUCUACAUUGCCGACAUCGUCGUGGAUCUGUUCUUCGGCGUCGACAUAUACUUAACAUUUUCCGUCGCCUAUUUCGACCACAAGACUCAACUAAUCAUCCAUGACCCCAGCAAGAUCGCCAAGAGGUACUUAUCGACAUGGUUCGUGAUGGAUUUGGCAUCAACAAUUCCAUUUGAUCUGGUGGUCAUGUUGUUCACCGGCAGCCAUGAUCUGGGUCUGCCUUACUCUCUCCUGGGCUUGCUGCGCUUCUGGCGGAUUCGUCGCGUUAAGCAAUUUUUUACCAGGCUGGAAAAGGAUAUCAGAUUCAGUUAUUUCUUGAUCAGAUGUGCUAGGCUCCUGGCAGUAACUCUGUUCACAGUACAUUGUGCUGGUUGUCUAUAUUAUUUGCUAGCUGAACUCUAUCCUCAUGAAGGAAGAACUUGGAUUGGUGCCUCUAAUCCAAAUUUCAGAGAGACGCCUCUUGCAAUUCGAUACAUUUCAUCCAUGUACUGGUCUAUUACCACCAUGACUACUGUUGGUUAUGGUGAUCUCCAUGCUGUGAACACGGCUGAGAUGGUUUUCAUCAUUGUAUACAUGCUCAUCAACCUUGGCUUGACAGCUUACAUUAUUGGUAACAUGACAAAUUUAGUCGUUGAAGGCACUAGUCGUACCAUGCAAUUUAGAAAUAGCAUUGAAGCAGCAUCGAACUUUGUGAGUAGAAACCACUUGCCGGUCAGGCUCAGGGAGCAGAUACUAGCAUAUAUGUGCUUGAGAUUCAAGGCUGAGAGCUUAAACCAGCAGCAACUGAUAGAACAGCUACCGAAAACCAUAAUCAAAAGCAUUAGUCAGCAUUUGUUCAUUCCCACAGUCAAGAGGGUCUAUCUUUUCCAGAAUGUAUCAAGGGAAACUCUCUUGCUCUUGGCUGUGGAUAUGAAGGCUGAAUAUAUACCACCUAGAGAGGAUGUGAUAUUGCAGAAUGAAGCACCGGAUGAUGUUUAUAUAAUAGUAUCAGGGGAAGUGGAAUUAAUUGAUCAUUCUGAAAUGGAUCAGAAAGAGGAAAUUGUUGGGAUUUUGCAACCUGGAGACAUGUUUGGAGAAAUUGGUGCACUUUGCUGCAGACCACAAGCUGUUACAUAUCGAACCAAGACUCUUUCGCAGCUCUUAAAGAUGAAAACCAGUGCUCUAAUUGAAGCAAUGCACAGCAAACAAGAAGACUAUAUUGCUAUUAUCAAAAACUUCCUUCAGCAUCAUAAGAGGCUGAAGGAGUUGAAUAUAGGGGACUUCAUAGCGGAUAGUGGGAAUCAGGAAGAUGAUGAUCCUAAUAUGUCGAUCAACUUACUAACAGUUGCCGGAACAGGAAAUGCUGCUUUCCUUGAUGAACUUCUCAAGGCAAGAUUAGACCCUGACAUUGGAGAUUCCAAAGGAAGAACACCACUGCAUAUUGCAGCAUCAAAGGGGCAUGAAGAAUGUGUAUUGGUGCUUCUCAAGCAUGCAUGUAACAUACACCUAAAAGAUAUAGAAGGAAACACAGCAAUGUGGGAUGCCAUAGCAGCAAAACACCACUCCAUAUUCAGGAUUCUUUACCACUGGGCUUCCAUCUCAGAUCCUUCCACUUCAGGAGACCUCUUAACCACAGCUGCACGUAGAAAUGAUGUAGCUGUCAUGAAAGAACUCCUGAAACACGGAUUGUUUGUAGAUUCAAAAGACCGUCAUGGAUCAACACCUAUCCAAAUCGCAAUGGAAGAAAACCAUUCAGAAAUGGUUGAGCUUCUUGUGAUGAAUGGCGCAAAUAUCAACACUGACGAUCUUCCUAAAACCAGUCACAAGUUUUUGUCGUCUCUAAAUUUGGAUGAAAUGCUGCAAAGAAGAGAAGUAGGCCAUCAGAUAAACAUGCUUGACAACGUCGUUGACAAUGUGACUGCAAAGAACUUGGAGGCAGACGAUCCACUAAAAGAGUUCAAGAAGGAAAAAUCAUCAAAAGGAUCAAUAUUUUCUAUUAGAGUUAGUAUAUAUAGAGGCCAUCCUGUAAAGAGAAGAGAAAAUUGCUGCACUGAAGCUGGAAGACUAAUUACACUGCCUGUUUCACUGGAAGAACUCAAAUCUAUUGCAGGUAAGAAGUUUGGUUUUGACGCGACAAAUGCAACUAUAACUGAUGAAGAAGGAUCAGAAAUCGACUCCAUUGAAGUUAUAAGAGAUGGCGAUAAGCUUUUCGUGGUAGAGGACACAAGUUCUCUCAUAUGAAACAAACUUUUAGUGACUACUAACUAAUCUAUAUAUUAUUAACUAAGAGCUAGUGAUAAUGUAUGUUGAAGCUGUGCACAUAUAGAAAAAUGAUAAGUUCUUGAUC